Messenger RNA from Plasmopara halstedii, 1923 nucleotides. Its product is annotated as glucan-beta. The transcript has a single exon. Gene Ontology annotation, cellular component: extracellular region; cell surface. The record is from RefSeq and is a predicted model, not a curated record. Bases 1 to 1923 code for a protein of 640 amino acids. Gene Ontology annotation, molecular function: beta-glucosidase activity. NCBI's taxonomy places the organism in Eukaryota, Oomycota, Peronosporomycetes, Peronosporales, Peronosporaceae. Gene Ontology annotation, biological process: glucan catabolic process.
AUGUUCGGACAAGACAGUGGCGUGUUUACCUCGUUUAAGCCCAACGACACUGACCAAACUUGUUCCCAGGACAAGCACGCCACGCCAUUUAAUAGACAAGUGCGCGGUGUAAAUCUUGGUGGAUGGCUUGUACUGGAACCUUGGAUCACACCUACGCUGUUUUAUCAGUUUCUCAACACGCAGCAGCGAUUUGGCGACAAGGCCCCCGAGAAAACUGCUAUGGACAUGUACACUUUUUGUACGGCUCUGGACAAGGAGGAAGCUAACCGCCAGCUACGUAUCCACUACGAUAAUUGGGUCACAGAAAAAGACAUCAAAGAGCUCGCUGCGUCAGGCAUCAACUCAAUGCGUAUUCCAGUCGGUGACUGGAUGUUUAAUCCGUACGAACCUUAUGCUGGGUGCACAGAUGGCGCCGUGGAAGCGCUGGACCGUGUGGCCGAGCUAGCGCUGAAAUAUAACCUUGAAAUCCUGCUGGAUGUUCACGGUUUAAUUGGCUCGCAAAACGGCUUUGAUAAUAGUGGCAAGUCCUCGGCUGUCAAAUGGACGUCUAUCGCGAGUACACAGCCUGUGGGCACUACCACGUUUGAGCACUGGCCAAUUCGUCAGGCUGAAUGGGCUGGCACAUAUGAUGUCGAGCACCACAACUACUCGAGUAUUAAUUACGCGAACCUUAACCACUCAAUUGUGGCAGUGGAGGCCAUCAUCAAUCGUUACAAGGGUCACAAGGCAAUCAUGGGUCUCGAACCAGUCAAUGAGCCAUGGGAGCUCACGCCUAUCAAAGUUCUAAAGCAGUAUUACUGGAAGUCAUACAAGCGAGUGAAAGCUCUUGCUCCCAUGUGGAAGUUCGUCAUCCACGACUCGUUUCGUUUCGGCCUCUCGUUCUGGGCUGACUUUCUAAAGGGCUGCCCAGAUAUCGCCUUGGAUACGCACAUUUAUCAGGCGUGGAACCCCCCUGGGACAGUUGCUGAUUUUUUUUCCAAUGCCUGUCAACAGAAGUACGUCAUCAGCGACAUGGAGAAUGCUUUGAUGCCUGUUAUCGUUGGAGAAUGGUCAAUUGGUACGGACAACUGUGCUAUGUGGCUCAACGGCUUCAACGACAACCUGCCGGGAUUUCCGAAGGUGGAGUGCCACAUGGUCGAUUGUCCAAUUAAUAGCACAUACCUCGGCGAGGGCUUUCCAGGAACUCCUUUAGACAAGACCAAACCGAUUCAGGGUCCCUAUGGCACUGGUAUGUCGGGCCCGUCGUUUGGCAAGUGCCCCGUCACUAGUCAGAGCUCUUUUGACCAAGAAGAUGACGUCGCACUGACAAAAGCACUCACACUGAAAAAACUGAAUGGUUUCGAAAAUGGUCACGGUUGGUACUUCUGGAACUUCAAAACAGAAUUUGCAACAAAGUGGAGCUUUUUGGACCUAGUGCGUUUGGGUGCAUUUCCAAAGAACGUUUCAAACUACCAUGAAAGCGAUGGUGUCGAUAAAGCCUGUUUGAAGGAAGACCAAGGUGAUUUUGUCUGCCGUGCCAAGCGCGGGGUACAGAAGUUUGAGCUCAAGAGCGGGCUUGCAUUUGCAUGCAACUUCCCAGCCAUCGACUGCUCAGACAUUGAUAAAAGAUUCCCGACCCUCGUGGAGCAGUGCGAUUGGGCCUUUAACGAGUACUGGCAUCUUAAACGCAAGGACGGUGCCACCUGCGAUUUUGGUGGCGCUGGUCACUUACUUACUGUACCCGGAGCUGCCCCAGCUGAGUCCAAGACCAAGCAAUCGAAGCCUAGUCACUUCCUUGCAUCGGUUGCCAAGUGGAGCAUUAUGUCUAUUUUGGGCUUCGCUGCCCUAGCUCUCGUGGCAGUAGGUUCUUCAAUCUUUGCCAUCGUGCGCUGGCGCCAAAAUCGUACGCGCCGUCAGUAUUCGCCUAUUGUUGAUCGCGUUUAA